AUGGAGGACGAGAUUAGGAUCGAAAACGAUCGGAGCUCCGGAGAUCCGAGCAACGAGGCUUCUUUAAAAGGUGAAGGGAUGUGGACGAAGCUUGUCUCUGAUCCCACGACGAGUAGCUUUCUGAAACAGCCUGAUUACGUGAAGAUGAUGGAGGAGAUUCAUAAGAACCCUAGCGGUAAUCUCAAUUCUUACGUGAAGGAUCAGAGAGUGAUGAAAUCUGUUGGAGUUGUGUUGAAUCUUAAUCUCAGAGGAGACAAGUCUGAGGUUGAAAAGAAACAAGAGAUGAAGGAGAGAGACGAAUCGGAGAAAGAGUUAGGGAACGCUGCGUUCAAGAAGAGACACUUCGAAGCUGCGAUUCAGCAUUACUCUAAUGCCAUGGAGUUUGAUGAUGAAGACAUCUCAUGUAUCACGAACAGUGCGGAUGUUUAUCUUCAAAUGGAAAAGUACAAAGAGUGGAUAGAGGAUUGUAACAAGGCGGUUAAGAGAGGUAGAGAGCUUGGAUCAGAUUGCGAGAUGGUAGCUAGAGCUUUGACUAGAAAGGGAACUGUUUUUGUCAAAAUGGCGAAAAGCUCUAAAGACUAUGAACCUGCUAUUGAAGCUUAUCAAAGAGCUCUUACAGUGCAUCGUAAUCAUGAAACGUUGAGGAAGCUGCACCAAGCUGAAAGAGCAAAGAAAGAAUGGGAGAGGCAGGAGUAUAUUGAUCCCAAGAUUGGUGAUGAAGAGCGUGAGAAAGGUUAUUUCUUUUGCAAACUAGUCUUGUGUUGUGGAAGGUAUGCUAACAGACGGAUAGUGGAGCUCGAGAUUGCUGCUAAGGAGCAAAUGAAAAUCACAGAGCUCCGGAUGGCAAAGCUCUUCUCCGAGAAGGCUAAAGUUGUUUCACAAACUGAGUCCACAAAACCUCAAGAAGAUCGUUUGAGAAUCAUAGGAGGGCAUUUGAAUGUUGCAGAAGCUGCUCCCAAGAGAAGUAGGCCACCCAUCACCACUCAUGUCUUAGACGUCUCACGUGGUGCUCCAGCUGUAGGUGUUGAAGUGCAUUUGGAAGUGUGGAAUGGUACUACCAGUCCUUCCUUUGGCUAUGGAGGUCGUGGUGGGGACUACUGGUCCAUGGUGGGUACUUCAGCUACUGAUAAAGAUGGGCGUAGUGGGCAACUGAUGGAUUUGGUCGAGGCGUUGAAACCAGGGAUGUAUAGAAUAAGCUUCAACACUGGAAAGUAUUGCCCAGGAGGCUUCUUCCCUUAUGUUUCCAUUGCAUUUGAGGUCACAGAAUCUCAGAAAUGGGAGCAUUUCCACGCCCGCUGUUACUUUCACCAUUUUCUUUCACCACAUACCGUGGGAGCUAGAGCUGCUGCUGCACAGUCUUCAAUACAUUUGGUGGUUUACUGUUAUGUAUCAAAAUUGCUAUAA
This is a messenger RNA of Eruca vesicaria subsp. sativa (arugula), 1404 nucleotides long. The record is from the annotation of a GenBank genome assembly. NCBI's taxonomy places the organism in Eukaryota, Viridiplantae, Streptophyta, Magnoliopsida, Brassicales, Brassicaceae.